AGUCUCUUGUCCCUCGUAAGUUCCCCAACGGUCUCCGCCGUCUCCACCGCCUCCAAAAAGAAAAACCUCUGACCCAUACAUUCUUCUUUUUCUCUGUUCUCUAACAUUUCUCCUUUAUUUUUCCCUCUGUGCAUGGCAGUUAGUCUCUUAGCUCGCGAGGUAUCUGACCUAUGCCUUGGAAAACCUGCACUUAGGUCUCUUUCUGUAUCCGCAACCGUUGCUGAAGCUUUAUCGGGUCUAAAAAGAUCCGACGACCCGUAUUUGAGUGUAUGGAGCUGUGAUCAUAAUAAUAAGAAGAAUUAUAUUAAUAAUAACAAUAAUAGUAAUGAAUGUCGCUGCAUUGGUAAAAUUUGUAUGGUGGAUAUCAUUUCUUUCUUGUGUAAAGAAGAGAAUUUGAAAAAUCUUCCACGCGCUCUUCAAGAACCUCUCUCUUCUGUUCUUGUUUCGAAAGUUUAUGGUCUUGUUAGACCUUUGGAGCCUCACGCAAGCUUGUUGGAGGCUAUAGAUCUCAUUCUUGAAGGUGCACAGAACCUUGUGAUACCAGUUCACAGUCCCUUUACAAGAAAAAAGCUCAUACACAGAACAUCAUCUUACUCUACCCUCCACAACAAUCGCGAGUACUGCUGGCUAACUCAGGAAGACAUAAUUCGCUACCUUCUUAACUGCAUUGGUCUCUUCUCUCCCAUUCCUAACCACACCGUUGAGUCUCUCAACAUCAUUGACACAGAAUCCAUCUUGGCUGUCUGCUAUGAUGAGCCUGCCUCAUCUGCCUUACCAUUAAUCUCUCAAUCCCUUGUCAAGCAAACGUCUGUUGCCAUUCUUGAUAUAGAAGGCAAGUUAAUUGGUGAGAUUUCACCUUACACAUUGAACUCUUGUGAUGAGUUGGUUGCUGCUGCAAUCGCUACACUCUCUGCGGGGGAGUUGAUGGCUUAUGUAGAUUGUGGCGAUCCGCCAGAGGACUUGAUACGAUUGGUCAAGGAAAGAUUAGAAGAAAGGAAUUUAGAAAUCGUGCUGGAAUUGAUGGAAGAAGAAUCAGGAAUCUCAUCAUCAUCCUCAUCCUUUUCAUCAUUUUCAUCAUCAUCGGAUGAGGAGUUUGGAUUGGGCAAGAGUGGAAGCUUUCGUGGGCAUUCAACAAGAGUGGCAAGGAGAACAGAUGCAAUCGUGUGCUUUCCAUGGAGCUCAUUGGUUGCAGUAAUGAUUCAGGCAAUUUCUCAUCGCGCGAGUUAUGUCUGGGUUGUUGAAGAAGAUGGCACUUUGGUUGGAGUUGUUACUUUCACAGGGAUGUUGAAAGUGUUCCGUGAACGUGUGAAGUCAAUGAUGUAGGGAACUCAAAACCACACCAGAAACAUAAAAAAUGCCAGAACUAUGUUGAAAACCAACGAUGCAUCAAAGUAUUCUUCUUCUUCUUUUUCUUUUUUGUUUUGUAUUAAUGUUGUUAGGUUUCAAGUAAUUAUCAUGUGAGUCCACGUUGUGUAUUAUGGAGCUUGUGCGGCUGUUCAUAAUUAUACCUUCUCCUGUGACAAGUUUAGAGAGAUAAGUGCCAGGUUUAAAAAGGCUGUAAUAGAAGGAUUAUGAAUAUACUGAGUUCAGUCUCUAUUGUUGUUAUUUUAAGAUCUCUUUAUUCCCUUGUAAUAGAAGGUACAAACAAGUCUUUGAAGACUUUUAUAAAUAUAAGUUGGGGAAUGAAUUUGGCAA
Ricinus communis (castor bean) is the source of this 1695-nucleotide messenger RNA. RefSeq names its product CBS domain-containing protein CBSX5. The record is from RefSeq and is a predicted model, not a curated record. The transcript has 2 exons. Lineage: Eukaryota; Viridiplantae; Streptophyta; Magnoliopsida; Malpighiales; Euphorbiaceae. The coding region runs from base 133 to 1323 and encodes 396 amino acids. Gene Ontology annotation, molecular function: protein binding.